Molecule: messenger RNA, 3388 nt
Organism: Danio rerio (zebrafish)
Lineage: Eukaryota; Metazoa; Chordata; Actinopteri; Cypriniformes; Danionidae
Source: RefSeq, a predicted model, not a curated record
CAGAUAUUUACAGCACAGCCCCGCCCACAUUCGAUUGGCUGUCACGUCAUAGAAUAGAAUGUGUUCGCGCGCACAGCUCAGUUCAGUGAAGAUCCAAGCAGUAGCGAAGAAAAUCACUUGAGCAGCGACUAGAAAUUUAUCUGGACGUACAGUCGACAACUAUACACAUAGUUUGAGAGCAGAUAGUGUGUAUGUUAGAUAAAGGUGGUUUCAAAGCACCUUUAUAUAUUACAAAUAACAGCAUGUGUAAACGCUUUUCGUUACAAACCAGCAGCCCGAUGUCCGCAGAAGCUCAGCCGAGGGUGAGUGACUCUGCACGGGCAGCUGCAGGAAAGACCACCCGCUCAACAGGAGCAUCAGAACUGGAGGCUUCUCCUACAGCAGCAGCUAUGGAGAACAGCCCAACUGAUAAACAAGCAAAAAGGUGGAAGAAAGGGAUCCGUGCAUUCUUUCGGCGAAUAGGGAAGGGGCUCAAGCGUUGCACCCUCUGUUGGCCUGGAGAGAACAUGUUGAUCCCAUUUCCAUGCAGCGAUCCCAAUGAACCCCAGCCAGAAUUAUCUGGCCUCCAAUGGGCAUUAUCAAUCGAUCCGUGCCCAUCAGGUAUUGAGCUGCCAAUUAGUGCCAAUCUGGACGAUCCUGAGCCACCUUCUAUUUUAGGUCCAUCAACAGUUGAGUUGACAUCUGACAGUGAUCUGGAGCCAUCACUUGUUCCAAGUCUACUCGAGAUCGAUUUAGAGGACCAAGAUCUAUCCAGUCUGUUAUCCGAGUUAACACCGAUGCCAGAACUAGAUUGUCUUACAUGGGUAAAACCUGUGUCAAGUCUGUCUAGUUUCAAGCUGACACCUGAUUCUGAGAUCCCAUCUAUCUCGGCUCCAUCUGAGGUCACAUCCGUAUCAGGUCCAUCUGGCUGUGGGCCAAAUAAUGAGACGGGAAAGUCCAUCUGUGCAUUCUUCAACCGGACAUGGAAGUCUUUUAAGGAUCGUGUCCUCCUCUGGCGACGGGGCAAUAAAGUGGGCCGAGAUCCAGUUGGCGUCCCAGUGUCUCCACAGAAUUUGGAAGAUCUCCUGCCAGCUGUCGAAACACAAAGAAAAAGGAGGAAGAAAAAGAAGGAAGAUCUCCGUCCACAUUUAAGUGGAAACUUUUGGGCAUUAACUGAACCAGCUCCAUCUGGUUUUGAGGUGACACUUAAACCUUAUCCAGCCAGCCCUGAGCCAAAAACAGACCCAUGUCCAGCCAGCCCUGAGCCAAAGACAGACCCAUGUCCAGCCAGCCCUGAGCCAAAGACAGACCCAUGUCCAGCCAGCCCUGAGCCAAAGACAGACCCAUGUCCAGCCAGCCCUGAGCCAAAGACAGACCCAUGUCCAGCCAGCCCUGAGCCAAAGACAGACUCAUGUCCAGCCAGCCCUGAGCCAAAGACAGACCCAUGUCCAGCCAGCCCUGAGCCAAAGACAGACCCAUGUUCAGCCAGCCCUGAGCCCGUGGUCUACCAGGAUCCAGUUGAUAUUUGUGCUGAUUCAUUCAGUUCACCUCCAGAUCCAGGCCCAUCCGAUCUUGUUUUGGAGGCAGUAUCUGAAUUAGGAUCAUCCAGUCACGAUGAUCUGGAGCCAUCAUCUGCGUCGGGUCCAUCCAGUAAGCUGACGCCUGGUCCAAUUUAUUCUUGGCCGGGUAAAGGAUCAUUUUACUCCUUUUAUGAUGUGGGAAAGAUUCUGGGAAGUGGAGCCUAUGGCACUGUGAAGUUGGUGACACGCAGAUUUGAUGGCCAGAAGGUUGCUGUCAAAUUUCUUAAAAAGAACACAUGGGACAAGUUUAUCUAUGUGCCUGGAUGUGCCAAACCUUUGGUUGCGGAAGUGGCAUUAAAUCUGCUGCUUCGCAAAUCCCAAAGCCCCCACAUCGUACAAAUGAUCGAUUGGUUUGAGGAGCCAGAGAAGUACAUCCUCAUUAUGGAAUAUCCAGAUCCAUGUGAGACCUUGGAAACGUUCAUCAAUGGCAAAGGAGGAUCACUAGGAGAAACUGUGGCUCGUGGCUUAUUUCGCCAAGUGGUGCUCGCAGCCAAACACUGCGCUGACCAGGGCAUCUUCCACAAAGACAUCAAAUCAGACAACAUCCUGAUCAACACGGACACGCUGCAGCUCAAAUUGAUUGACUUUGGCUGUAGUGAGCUUAUUAUGAACCCUACCUCUAUAAAUCAUGAAUGGGCCAUGAAAGAAGCCAUUUGCAGCUUGCGAAAUCUGCUUAUAGAAAUGGUGAGCGGAGGCCAGCAUUUUAUGUCAUUUCUGACCAGAAAAGAUGAUCAGUUGAUUCCAGGAUAUUCCAAAGAGUUUCAAGAUCUGAUAACUCAGUGCCAUAAAAAAGAUGACGGCAGGAGAGCAACAUUAGAGCAGAUCUUGCAGCACGAAUGGCUUCAGCAAGUCUGAAGGAAUGAAGACACCCAAGGUGCAGGUAGGGGAACAGUUCCACAUUUUGGAUUCAUUUUCUAAGAAGUUCCUGGAUGACUUAGAGAAGGAAAUGAAGGCAGUCUAGAGACAUAGUAGAGCAGAAUAUGAGAAUGCAUCUCCUCUUUUUGGGAUACAUCAGCCUGAUUCAUGGGUUAUCUGAAGGAUCUCAUUUCAAAAUGCAAACCCUGUAGAUACAGCUGAAUUUGGAGCAACUUGACAGAAAAUUCCUAAAGGCUGAUUUAUACUUGUUAGUUCGCUUCAGUAUGCUCGGCGAAUAAGACGUCAUAGUGGUAUUUGCGGAGGUUCGCUUUGGGUGCACGCGACUUGCUUUCGGCUGGUGGAGUGCAUAACAUUUUUUUAAAACCCGAGUGAACAGUUUGCGUAGUGCUGCAUUUCAUUUGAGUUGAAUCUGAAUCACUUUGAAGAGAUUUUGUUAAGCCUGUACAGACAUCUGUAUGACCCCUCCAUGCGUGUUUAUAGGGUUAACCAGAUGGCCAAUAAUUCUUGGCUAGAAAUUACAAGUGUUUGUAAAAAAGUUUAGGAAAACUUGAGGGAUAAGUUUGUUAAAGCCAAAAAAGCAAAGACCCAGGUGCUUAGGUGCUGUACAUUUAGGGUGCUUUGACACUUUGUUCAAUUGCCUGGACCAUACCCACAUUCGAAUGUCUCCCUUUGCCACCUUCUUGGUUGGUUUGUGUUCACACCAUCUUUUUUCCUUUUGAAACCCGGUAUGCUUAUCAAGCUGCUGUUGUGUGUACGGCUGUUGCUAGGUGAUGGCCAUGAAAGCAAAGCGCCAAAAGGGAAAGUCGUACACGCAUGGCGGUGAUAAUACAUGUACACGCAUGGGGUUAAUAUUUUAAUACACUUUAAUAGGUAGAACUGUUCGAGAUAUGAACAAAGCCAAGUGAUGCAUCAAAGUUGGAUUUACAAAAAUCUUAAAUGGUUAUAAAAGGCCU